UCCAUUUCGAUACCUCUUUUCAUUAAUUUUAUCAAUUUGCUCACAAUGCCGUUGUGAGCAUUCUUUGGAAAAAUAUAAAUUGCGACUCGAUCAGAACGAAAACUCGCGAGUAUAACCUGCUUAGCCAAAGAUAUGCAGCUUCCCCUCCAAUGAGUUAAGACGUGAGUAUCGGACGUUGCUUCAUUCUGCUCGGCCGACAAACAUAGUCGCGAUGGCUAUCAAGGUCUAUCCUCUGACAGAGGCGGAUAUAUCAGGUGCAGUGAAAGCCAUACAGGUUGCAUUCGCAGACGAUCCUUACAACAACUGGAUAUUCGAUAAGUCCAAGUUCGACCCGCGACGUAAUGUUACCUCGCUCGGCAUUCGCUGCCGAUGGGGGAUACGCAAUGGGAUCUUCCAUGUGGCCAAGGAGGAAGGCUCCGAUGAGAUUCUUGGCGUUGCUUGUUGGUUGAAACCCCAGAGAGUAGGCCACGUGACCACUUGGCAUGACUUGUUCGAGGAUUGGCGGUUGUGGCUCAAUCAAGUCGGUAUGAAUCUGUACUACGGUCGAGGUGGCUUGAAUGUGAAGCGCUACUACAUCUGGAAGGAAGCUCAAGCCCAGGCCCAAUCAACUGUCUGGACUGAUCCUCGCGGAUAUUAUUUUCUCAAUAUUAUGGUCGUAGUGCCUAAAGCACAGGGCAAGGGGGUUGGUCGACUUAUGAUGGAAGCCGUGACGGAUCUUGCCGACGCAAAGCAGAUUAAAUGCUACCUCGAAUCCAGUCGCGAUGUUCCUAACAUGCAGAUCUAUGGUCGAUUCGGCUUCAAGUUUGCGACGGAGCUCGAGUGCAACGACGAUGGUAUAGCUAUCAAGCUAUUCUCUAUGGUGAGGGAGCCGAAUGCGGAGCCGCAGGACAGAUGAAUUUCAAGUCACCGGAUGCAACAUCAACAUCUGAUUGUGAAAAACUGAAUCUAACGUCAGACAAGGACGAUACAAUAAAGAUGCACAUGGAACAACCUUAGUAAAGUCGCUGAAAACCUGCUCGGAAACUACUCUUCACGGCACAAACACCUACGAACAUACAGAAUCAGAUGAAUUUUUACUUGUGAGACUCGGAGUCUCAGCACUUCGGGUUACUGAUCCCUAGGGUUCAUUUGAUACCUAUUUGCUGUGGUCACUCUCCC
Messenger RNA from Pseudomassariella vexata, 1158 nucleotides. Its product is annotated as acyl-CoA N-acyltransferase. The record is from RefSeq and is a predicted model, not a curated record. The transcript is spliced from 4 exons. Gene Ontology annotation, molecular function: acyltransferase activity, transferring groups other than amino-acyl groups. The coding region runs from base 212 to 895 and encodes 227 amino acids. NCBI's taxonomy places the organism in Eukaryota, Fungi, Ascomycota, Sordariomycetes, Amphisphaeriales, Pseudomassariaceae.